Molecule: messenger RNA, 4928 nt
Organism: Drosophila arizonae
Lineage: Eukaryota; Metazoa; Arthropoda; Insecta; Diptera; Drosophilidae
Product: Lysine demethylase 4B
Biological process (GO): chromatin remodeling; regulation of gene expression
Cellular component (GO): chromatin; nucleus
Molecular function (GO): histone H3K36 demethylase activity; histone H3K9 demethylase activity
Source: RefSeq, a predicted model, not a curated record
UAUGUGGUGCAGCUCUAGUUCUUUCAAUGUGUUUUGUUAAAUUUAGCAAAAAUUUUGCAGUUUCUAUGUAUUUUGUAACAGUCCAUUGUGAAGUGUGUGACUACAUAAUCUGAAAAGUUAUAUGUGUGUAAAACUAAAUGACAAAUGUUGUUUGCAGAGUAUACCGAAGAAAUGCGAAUGGACAGCGACACUACAGACAAACGCGUCCCUUCAAUUGAGUAGUGCAGUUGUAUAUAGAUACUGAUUGGAAACCACAAAAACAAAUAUAGUGGUAUUUUUAUGAAGACAGUGAUAACACAGUAAACAGAAACGGAGACAGCCUAGCACACACUCACACACGUGUUGACACCCACACUCAGGCAUGUCCAGCAGUGCGAGCUGAUCUAUUGUAAAUAAACCGAAUAUACACGUCUAUUGUGAACUCGGUCACGUACGCCGUUUGUUGUUGGGUUUGUGUUCUGAGCCCCAAACUAUUGCGAAUUUGUAGAAAGAAUUUUUUUUUAUCGAUAACAACAUACGAGCCGAGCAGCAUGUAAGAAAAAAGUGCAGCGACUUCUUAAUUAAAGUUACAGAUCGCGUUAAGUAAGAUAUACCCAGAAAUAAUAGAAAGCAAAACUAAACAAUGUCCGAAAUACCGCGCAUUAUGGUAUUCCGUCCCACCUGGGAGGAGUUCAAGGACUUCCCCAAAUACAUAGCCUAUAUGGAGUCACAGGGCGCCCACAAAGCAGGCCUGGCCAAGGUGGUGCCGCCCGCUGAGUGGGUGCCUCGUCGCAGUGGCUAUGCGGACUUGGACGCCUUGAAUGUGACGAUUCCUGCGCCCAUUUGCCAAGUGGUUACCGGAAAACAGGGAUAUUAUCAACAGAUCAAUAUACAAAAGAAACCGCUGACGGUUAAACAAUUCAGCGAAUUGGCCAGCACCGAACGGUAUGCCACACCGAAGCACUUUGAUUUCGAAGAUCUGGAGCGUAAAUAUUGGAAGAAUAUAACCUACGUGGCUCCCAUUUAUGGGGCCGAUGUUAGCGGCAGCAUCACAGACUCUGACCAGGAUAGCUGGAACAUAAAUCGCCUGGGCAGCAUUUUGGACUUUGUCAACAAGGACUAUAAUAUACAAAUUGAUGGCGUCAACACUGCCUACCUGUACUUUGGCAUGUGGAAAACGACAUUCGCCUGGCACACCGAGGACAUGGACUUGUAUUCGAUCAACUAUCUGCAUUUCGGUGCGCCCAAAACGUGGUACGUGGUGCCGCCCGAAUAUGGCAGGCGCCUGGAGAAGGUCGCCAAUCAGUAUUUCCCGGCCAGCUAUAAGAACUGCAACGCGUAUUUGCGACAUAAAAUGACGCUCAUAUCGCCGCAGAUACUUAAGCAGCACAAUGUACCAGUUAGCAAGAUAACCCAGGAAUCGGGUGAGAUUAUGAUUACGUUUCCUUUCGGCUAUCAUGCCGGCUUCAAUCAUGGCUUCAACUGCGCCGAAUCCACAAACUUUGCCAUGGAACGCUGGAUUGAGUACGGCAAGCGUGCAACGCAAUGUACCUGCAGCAAUGACAUGGUCAAAAUCUCCAUGGACACAUUUGUCAAGCGUUUCCAGAGCGAGCGAUACGAUGCGUGGUUGGAGGGGCGCGACCUCGGCCGUCAUCCAGAGGAUCCGCCCAAUGUGGUGCCAACUGCUGCGCCGCUGCCACCGCACCUCGAUGUGCUUCUGUGUGAUAAAAAAAUGAAGAAGCAAUGCAAUCCCACCAAGGCGAAGAGCUUCAAGGAGCGCAAUCCUGAUCUGGAUCUGGAUGAAAUCCAACAGAAUCCGAAUGUGCCCGACGACGUAAAAGCCAUGUUGAAAGAGAGCGUGCUUACGCUCAAUGAUGAGGAAACCGAGUACACGCCCGAGGAUACAAUGAGUCUGCAGAGUCCUGCUGACUUCAAGACCAAGCAGGAGCUGCUGGAGUACAUGGACGAUGGCACUGAGGACGACGACGAGGAGGAGGACUUUAAGCGGCGCAAGCAGAAGCGUAGAUACGACGCAGACUACGAUGAUGAUUGGCUGACGAGCAAGCGUCGGAAUAACUCGCGCAACAGCAGUCGUGGUCGUAGUCCGCGCGCCAAUAAGGACGAUCGCUCCAUAUCGCCAGCGUCCUCCACAUCCUCCACUUCAAGAGGGGCACGCGGGGGUGGAGCGCGCGCCAAAGCGAACUCCACACCACGCAAAACGCCCACGAAGCGAAAAAAGGAGGCGACUGCCAGCAGCAGCAGCAGUCAACAGCAACAACAACAACAACAGCAGCAGCAGCAACAGCAACUGCAACAACAACAACAAACGGCAGCAGCUGCACCUCAGCAGCAACAGCAGCUGCAAACGUUGCCCUCGCUCGACUUUAGCGGCAUGAUACUGCCAGGCGGUGCACAGCUGGCGCUGGCCAAUCCCGGCGCAAGCAGCUCCAUGACGCUGCAACGUGGCCAGGCCACGCCCACGCAGAGUGCACAGCCGACGACGACAACAUUGAUCUACUCGAAUCAGCUGGAGUUGCAGCAGGCGCUGCUGCAGCAGCAACUGCAUGGACAGAGCAUCAUGAUCCAAGAUCAGGCGGGCAAUCUGGUGCCGCUGCAGCUGGACGGCACGCAGACUAUUUACACAACGGCACCAGCGCCGCAGCAGCGGGCGACAACAGCAACGUACCAAACGACAACUCAGCAGCAACUUCAACAGCAGCAGCAGCAACAGCAGCAGGUGAGCAGCAGCCAGGCGCAGACGCAACCCACGCACUACGAGCUGGACAACGUGACCUACCUCAGCUCGGCCGCGGCUACGCCGACGCUGCCCAGCGAUCAGCAGCARCAGCAACAGCAACAUGUCAUCGGCACAGUGCAGAGCUACCAGAUACUGACGCCCGAUGGCCUGCAGAGCUUUCAGCCCAAGCUGGAGACCGGCGAGCUGGGCGAUCUGUGUCCGUACACGAUGAGCGCCACAGCCGCGCCUCAGUACACCUUCACCACGCACGCGAGCACGCAGCCCACGCUGAAUGCGAAUGCGCUAGAUGCGCAGCAACAUCACCAGCAGCAGCAGCAGCAGCAACAGCAGCAACAACAGCAGCAUCAGCUGCUGCAGCAGCACCAGUUCAGCCACAAUCCGCAUCAACAGUUUAUGGAGCUAAAGAACGAGCUGCUGAUAAAGAGUAGUGACGCCUAUACGCUGGAUGCCUCCUCCAUGUACCACCUGCCCUUCUCGCCCACCUCGAUGAUAAAUGCGGUGAACGAUGUGAAUACCUCGUCGCUGCUGGAAACCAAAGAAAUUAGCAAUGGCAAGAGUAACAGCAGCAGCAACAGCAACAGUUGCUUUCAAAGCAGCAGCAGCAACAGCAAUCGUAGCGCCUCUGUCAGCUUCGUCGACAAAUUCGCAGACUUUGUAACACAUAAUCGUAGCCAUUCGAAAAGCAGACGCGACUUGCAAGUGCACAACAAACACACUAAUAAUCCCAAUGCUGUCUCAUCUCUCAUUCCAAACUCUAACAACAACAGCAGCGGCAGCAACAGCAGCAGUGCUGCCAACAGCAACAACAACAAUAACAACGUUAGCAGCAGCAGCAAUGGCAUAAAGACAACAAUUGGCAAGAAGACGCCUGUCAUACUGCUGGCCGCACGUGGAGCUGUUCACAAAUCUCAGCAGCAGCAACAACAACAGCCGCAGCAGCAGCAGCAGCAUCCGCCACUCGCCUUGCUCAAUGGCAGCCAAGCGGGCGGCAAGCCAGCGGUCACCUUGCUGCGCGUCAAUGCGAAUGCCAACCGCAGUCGCCAGGUUAUCAUUACGCCAGACGCAUCCAACCUGCAGCAACAGCAGCAGCAACAGCAGCUGAUCGAGCAAGAGGAGGAGCUCAUUGAUGAGGAUGUUUAUGAUGAUGCGGACACACUGAAUGCCGCCCUGUGCUCAUCGACAGCACAAAUCCUGCGCAAAUUCCGCAUACCCAAGGGCACAGCACUGACAGCCAAGUCGGCGGAUGGUUAUCUGGCCAUGCCGACGCCGACGCCCUCGCCGCCCAUGGUCGCAACUGGAGGCAACGUUGCUCUAGAUGCAGCCAGCUAUGUGGACAACACAGACGACAUCAUCGAAGAGCUCAACGAGGAUGAUCUGGUGGAAGAGGUCAUCGACGAGGAGGCGACUGGCUGCGAGGAGCAGCAGGUGCUGGAACAAACAGUUAACGACAGCGACGGUCUUGAUCUCAGCAGCGGGAGCAACAGCAAUCAUAAUGCGACAGCAGCAGCGGUUGCAGCUGCAACGACAACAUCUGCCAUGUUGCUGCAGCAGCCGCAACAGCAGCAGCCGGCGGCGCUGCAGCUACAAACCGUGGGACCCAAUGGCACUGUCACCUGCUUCAAUCUGCCACCGAAUACCAUAUUGGUGCAGUCAGCCGACGGCAGCAUCAUCGCGCAUCCCAGCAAAGCUGGCCAGCAGCAGUUGAUUGUGUUGCCCGCGGACUGGCCGACAGCCAAUAUGGCCUUAGCCGAGCCGACAGCAGCAGCUCAGCCAGCGCAGACGCAAACGCAAACGCUGCUGCUGACGGCCGACGGCACCGCCAUACCAAUUAUGGCGCCGCUGCAGCAGCAACACCACCAACAACAGCAGCAGCAGCAGCAGCAACAACAGCAACAGGCUGCAGCUGUUGCUGCUGCAGCGCAACUAUUCGCCGCGUAGGGUCUAAUGGGUGGCCAAAUGGGUCGAUUUUUGAAUAAUGCCACGAUAAUGCCAACCACAUAUUUCUUUUAAAUCUCCAGCCCGUUGCACCUGCCGCAGAGCAGCACGUGGCACAGCUCGUUGUGUUGCUCUGCUGCCAGCUGCAACAAAUUCCUAGAGUUCUAUCCACAAUAUUCCACCUGCCCCGCCUCCAUUUACGUAGGGCAUCUACCAAAAAUCGACGCAUUUGGCCACCAAAAAGAGCAGCACUAAA